This is a messenger RNA of Lachancea nothofagi CBS 11611, 642 nucleotides long. Lineage: Eukaryota; Fungi; Ascomycota; Saccharomycetes; Saccharomycetales; Saccharomycetaceae. The record is from the annotation of a GenBank genome assembly.
AUGACUGCAGAAAUCGCUACAUCUCAUAUGGCAUUAGAAUCGGGGCCGGGCGCCUUGUGGCUAGAAGAAGACGAGCUUACGUUUCCGUCAUAUCCCAGACGAUUCUACUCAAAUCCGGAACUUGCGGAUCUCAAUAACUGCACAUCCAUGUCGAACGCCCCCUCUGAGAUCGAGUCCUUGCUGGACAAAGACGACUCGCUCAGCACAAACACUGAUUUUUGGCGCGAAGUUCCCGUUUCAUGCGAGCACGACGAGCCAGUGGCCCCUCAGAACUCGGCUCUCGACCUUUCACACAAUGACUUCGACCUGGAGUCGCCAUUGAAAUCACCAGUAGUAUCGUCAGCAGCUUCUGCCGAGCCUCGUUUGGAGGAUUUUUUUCAGGAUUUAGAAACCACCAAUCCCGCAUCGCAACAAACGCUCUUCCAAUCAGAUUUUCAAUUCAAAAGGCUGUGUUUUCGCGACGCAGACGGAAAGCUGGCGCUUACAGAUGCACAAUCGUCCUACCACAUCAGCAAACCGAUGCACAAAAACGUUACUUACAACACCAGCAAAGGGCUUUUGAAAAGAGCUCUUCGCCGUAAGAGUGGCUUCUGGGAAAUGGCAAGCCCCAGCUUUGCCGUUGCAGAGUUUAUGUUAAUGUAA